CUCAAAAUGGGAAAAGAGAAGGCGGGUUUUCUUACACCAAAGGCGAUAGCCAAUCGCAUAAAAUCUAAAGGCCUACAGAAGCUCCGCUGGUACUGCCAAAUGUGCCAGAAACAAUGUCGUGACGAGAACGGCUACAAAUGCCAUACUGCCUCCGAAGCUCAUCACCGACAGAUGAAACUUUUUAUGGAGAAUGGUGGCAAAUUCAUAAGCAGUUUCUCCUCUGAGUUCCUCAAAGGCUACCUAGACAUUGUUCGCAGACAAUUCGGUGGCAAACGCGUCCACGCCAAUGUCGUCUACCAGGAAUACAUCAAGGACAAAGAGCACAUUCACAUGAACGCCACUCGAUGGCACUCACUGACAGGACUGUGUCUGUGGCUGGGUAAACAGGGCAUUUGCCGUGUUGAUGAGACUGAAAAGGGCUGGUACAUUGAGUACAUUGACAAGGAUCCGGAGAAGGAGCAACGGAAGGCGAGCGAGGCCAGGCUGGAGAAAACAGAAGACGACAUAAAUCGACAGUUCUUACAGAAACAGAUUGACAGUAUGAAGGAAAAAAAGCAGAAUAGAGAUGUCUCGGAGGAGCGGAAAGUUGUCCAGCCCCUAAAACGCAGUGAAGCUGAAGACCAGAAGAUCCGACUGGAUCUACACCUGGCACCUAAGAAGAUCAAGAAGGAGGAAGAGUCCGAAGAGGCAGCAGCAGGUGCCAGUGGCAGUUCAUCUGACGCUGCCUCGGUGUCAUCGCAUGUAGCAGCUGAAAAGAGUCCACCUGCAGCGCCAGCCCCCACAAAACUUCCCAUCUCUAAGCCUCAGGCCCUAUACCAGAACAUCCUGGUCGAACACUACAUGCGCCUACUCCGUCUUGAAGCUAGCCCCGGUUUGGCGAACUUUAUUAAAACAUGGGAGAUCUGUUUAUUCACUGUUAUCAGGUUUCGUGUUGCAAUCUACUAUCGCCGAUAUUGUAUCGGUUGA
Molecule: messenger RNA, 966 nt
Organism: Dibothriocephalus latus
Lineage: Eukaryota; Metazoa; Platyhelminthes; Cestoda; Diphyllobothriidea; Diphyllobothriidae
Source: the annotation of a GenBank genome assembly